UAUUAUCUAUACCUAUCAUUGCCUAGUCUGUACCCAACUAGCGUGUGUGUGUAACAGUGAAAUAGCUUAAUGGAAAUGUAGGAAACGAAUAGUGUAAAAAUAACGUAAAUCUUUAAAAGAAAACAUGACAAGCCGAACAAAUUUCAAAAACACACGUAUGAAUUACAGGGCACAAAAUGAUUCACCUGAACCAAAAGGAACAAAACCAACACGCGAAGCUUCAUCAAUUCAAGAAGUACUAACUCUAAUGAUAGUGCACAUUUGUAAGAAGAUACUUUUCUUUGACACAAAUUUAAAAAUAGCACUCUAUUUGGGUGCUCUUUUUCUUUUAUCACUAAUUGCUGAUGUGCUCACUUUUCCAAAAUCUUAUUUCUCGAGAAGUGAUAAUUUUUUUAAUCAAUAUUUCGUCAAAAUUGGGUGGUUUUGGACAUUAGUUAUCACCGUGCCUUACGUUUUAUUAACAUCGUAUACGACAUGUUGCGGGAAAAGACGGAUGAUUGCCACCGCUCACAUGGUUAGAUUAUUAAUUGCCACUGUGUUUUGGUGGGGAUGGACUACACUUUUCAAUGUUAUUGAAAAUAAUUAUGGACGGUGUAAUUCAAAAUCAUAUGAUAACAAAAUUACAUGUCUGAAAAAUGGAUCAUUUUGGAAUGGGUUUGACAUAUCAGGUCAUUGUUUUAUUUUAAUAUAUUCAAGUUUAGUUUUAAUAGAAGAAGCCAGAGCAAUAAAUGGAUGGGAGCGCAUUAAAGAUUACAUCAGAGAUGAAAGAUACUCAUGGAGUAUUGAUGACAAAGCAAUCAGUACAAACCCACUUAAAAAUAUAACUAGUGAAGAAUUGGAGAUUUUAAAACGAUCUUAUGAGAAAUUUACACCUUACGUAAGAGGACUUUUUAUUGGCAUUGCUGCAUUACAAUUACUAUGGGAUGUUAUGCUUGUUUCAACUAUACUCUAUUACCAUAUUAUGGUAGAAAAGUUCAUCAGUGGAGUAAUAGCCAUAUUGACAUGGUUUGUAACGUACAGGGUCUGGUACACCUUUCCAUAUAUUUUACCAAAUAAACCUGGGCAAGGUGUCUUUAAAUACAAUAAAGGAAAAGCACAGGCACCAACUCCGGUAUACCUUAAAAGGAUGAGUUCUGUAAAUGGCAAGCAUUUUAUGGGUAUGCCUAUCAAAAACCAAAAUAGUGUUGAUUCUACAAAUCAAGAUGACACUUAAUGAUAUUCAAUUCCAAUUAUGGAUUUUUUGUGUAAAUUAAUUGGAAAAAUGGUUUGGGAAAUACCUAAUUAAGCUUGAGAAUUGUGAUUUUGUGAAUGUUCAUUACAAGGGGCUUUUAUUGCUGUAAAUGGACUGGAAUAAUUAUAAAUGAAAAUAUAUUUAAAAUCUGAGGUGGACAGUUUCAAAUUACACCACUAGUGACUUAUGAAUAAAAACGGAUUCAAUUUAUUGAGUACCGGUAGAAUGGGGCGAUUAGGGAUUGAGAGGCGAAUCGGGAAAAAACCGGGAAAAUCUUUCGACGCUCAAUAUAAGUUUUAUAUUCGUUGCAAAAUCUUCCAUUUUUUUGUAGUUUAAUAGUAGAAUGUUGAAAGUUCACAAAACAACUCUGAAUAUGCAUGAUAAUAGCUGCUAACUUAUAAAAAAUCGCGUUUCAAAUUAACUUCCUGUGGUGGUAAUUAUUUUGUGCUAGAAACUUUGCUCUCUUUUAUUUAUUUGAUAAUAAUAGAAGACGACUAUGAUUUUUAAACGUUAUUUAGUGUUUGAACCAGCAUAUAUAUUAAAGGUAAGUCUCAGUUGUUAUUGGUUUUAAUGUAUUUGAUUAAAUAAAAAUACAUGUAAAAAUCUGUUGUUUUUGGGGAUAUUGGGGACGUCAUAGGUACAAAUAACAACGAAAAAGGGGUUAAUUGGGAUGAGAAUACGUGAAAUGGAAACGACCUAAGUAUAAAUAGGUACAGGUUUGUAGGGUUGUCUAUGUAGUUAUAACAGUAUUUUUUAAAUUUGUUGGUAAAAAUCUGGUUUAUUCGAAGCGAAAUUGGGAAUAAGUCUUUAGUUGAAAUAGAUAAGCAAUUUAAUAUAAGUAAGUCGAUUUUGCAGAGACAUGUAACAAGAUCAAUGAAAUCUCAAGGUGGACAAAAAUGUCUAAGUAAUACAUAAUAAAAUAUUUAAUAUUUGUUCAGAGUGGGGGUAUUCAUCUGAUUAAUCCAUGGAAUAACCGACACACCUAAUCUCUUAACCAUAUAGAAAUAUCAGCCCCUAAGUACUUACCAAGAACGGAGAAAUAUAAACCGUUUCUAAGAAAGCCCACUAUAUAUGUAUAAAUGUAUAUAUAUAUAUAUAUAAAUAUUUUGUUGUUACUGCACUGUCGAUUGCACCUAUAAUUGAGGUGAUGUCUGCCAUGUACUUUUGUCAGUUUUUCAAUUUUUUUUAUUGAUGAUCACUUUGUUGGUGCAACUAAAUAAAUUAAUUAAUUAAAACUAUAUAUAAAAAUAAAAGUAGUGCCAACCCUAGCAAAUUUCUCAUUUCGUCCCAAUUAACCGCAAUUUUCGGGUAAAUAGGGAUUACACCUAUUUUUGCAUUUUUUGCUUAAACUGGAAUGCUACUUGCAUAAUUUUAAAUUAGACAACAAAGAUGCCCCCAAGACUCAAUCAUUUUGAUCCUGAUAUAGCAUUAUAUACAUCAACAACUACCUUAAAAUUGCUCAUAAAGUUGGAAUUUGUCCCUAAUCGCCCCAUUUUACGGUACUCUCCUUAAUACAUUUUUG
Messenger RNA from Bombyx mori (domestic silkworm), 2753 nucleotides. RefSeq names its product acyl-coenzyme A diphosphatase FITM2 (gene Fitm). The coding region runs from base 125 to 1213 and encodes 362 amino acids. Lineage: Eukaryota; Metazoa; Arthropoda; Insecta; Lepidoptera; Bombycidae. Gene Ontology annotation, biological process: phospholipid biosynthetic process; lipid storage; lipid droplet organization. Gene Ontology annotation, molecular function: coenzyme A diphosphatase activity. The record is from RefSeq and is a predicted model, not a curated record. Gene Ontology annotation, cellular component: endoplasmic reticulum membrane. The transcript has a single exon.